CUUUCUAGAUACUUCCGACGAGGAUGUGCAAAGGGAGAGAAGACGACCAAGAACAACGACGGCCACGACAGCGGAGGGGGCGGCAGAAAGGAGGUUUCAGGUGGUCCGAGACGGCGGCGAAAGAGGAAGUUUCCGGUCGAACCUCGGUGGCAUGCGAGCUCUGCGAUUCGGAGGCGGCGUUGUACUGCCAAGCCGACGGCGCGUAUCUGUGCCGGAAAUGCGACCAGCUGGUGCACGGAGCCAAUUUCCUGGCCCGGAGGCACGUCAGAUGCUUCCUUUGCAGCUCGUGCCAAGGCCUCACGCGCCGGUGCCUCGUCGGAGCUUCGUCUAGGGUUUUGAUUCCGGCGGCGAUGAUCCGGAAUUCAAAUCCGAUGAAAAGGAAGUGUUCGACGACGCUGAGAAGGCCUAGGCCUUGUCUGUAUCUCUGAUUUUGGUCAGGAUUAGUCAAAUCGAUGAAGAGUUUGCGGUAUCUUAGGUUUCCGGAGAGUAGAAAGUUAAGAAGAAAAUGGUGAAUUUUAUCCCGGAGUUGAUAUAAUUUAGGUAUUUUUACAGAAAGUUUUAUUUGUUUAGUAUUAGUAUAUCGAGAGGAUGGGAUUUAUGGUUUAUUUUCUAAAGUUUUAUUUCAUGAGAGGUGGGAUUGUUUUAUAGGACAAAACAGAUUACAGGAGUUUGAAAUGUUAGAAUUAAAUUGUAAGAUAUGUAUGUGAAAAGACAAAUGAUAUUUGAUUCUAUAAU
Diospyros lotus (date-plum) is the source of this 735-nucleotide messenger RNA. Its product is annotated as B-box domain protein 30-like. The transcript has a single exon. The coding region runs from base 24 to 428 and encodes 134 amino acids. Gene Ontology annotation, molecular function: zinc ion binding. The record is from RefSeq and is a predicted model, not a curated record. NCBI's taxonomy places the organism in Eukaryota, Viridiplantae, Streptophyta, Magnoliopsida, Ericales, Ebenaceae.